Pseudoliparis swirei is the source of this 593-nucleotide messenger RNA. RefSeq names its product S100 calcium binding protein A10a (gene s100a10a). The transcript is spliced from 3 exons. Gene Ontology annotation, molecular function: calcium ion binding. Lineage: Eukaryota; Metazoa; Chordata; Actinopteri; Perciformes; Liparidae. The record is from RefSeq and is a predicted model, not a curated record. Gene Ontology annotation, cellular component: cytoplasm. Bases 132 to 434 code for a protein of 100 amino acids.
UCACUGCUCCGCAGUUAGGGCGGCGUCCGACUAUAAAGUCUCCGCUGCGCUGUUCCCCGACCUCUGAACAUUCCCAGCUCUUCUCUACCGACGACGUCCCUCCCUGCACGUUCAGACACACCUCAGCAGCCAUGCCUUCAGAGCUAGAGACCGCCAUGGAGUCGCUCAUCAAGGUGUUCCACCGCUACGCCACCAACGUCGGCAAAGACCGCGCCGCGCUCACGCGGCGACAGCUCAAAGACUUGAUGGAGAACGAGCUGUCGACCUUCCUCCUGUCUCAGAAGGACCCUACUGCUGUGGACAAAAUCAUGAAGGAUCUGGACAGCAACGGCGACGGCCACGUUGACUUUGAGGAGUUUGUUUCCCUGGUUGUUGGACUUUCCAUCGCCUGUGAGCACUGCUACCAGAACAAAAUGAAGAUGGGGAAGAAGUGAGCGGCCGGAGGAGAGGAAGAAACCAAAAAGCAUUUCAAGUUUUGUAAAGAUAGUUUUGUUCAUUAAAUACACUGAAAAAUUCCAAACCUGUUGCAUCUGCAAGUUACUGUAUGUUCAUUUGCAUCUCAUUUAAACAUAAAAGCACCUCUGCCUCUUUUA